UAUAAAAAGCCUUGGUGAUUAUACACCAUCAGUUGGGUUCGGGACUUAUUACUUGCAAGUUCAAAAAUGAAACUUAUAGUGCUGUUCGCUGUUUUGGCCUGCGCGGCUGCCGGCCCAUUGUAUGUGGCUGAAGACGUUCACAUUGCUGUACCAGCUAAGACGACCAUCACGAAAAGCAAUGUAGCAGUUAACCAUGGAGGCCAUGUGGUUGCCAGCGUGCCAGUAGUUCACAGUGUGCCAGUGGUGCCAGUUCACCCAAUUCAUAUUUUGCACGCCGAGCCCAAGAAAACUACAGUGACCAAGAGCAAUUUGGCAAUUAACCAUGGUAGUACGCACGUGGUCCACACUGUACCGUUGGUGCAUGCCGCGCCCGUACAUAUUCUGCAUGCUGAACCUAAGAAAACUACUGUGACCAAGAGCCAGUUAUCUGUGAACCACGGUGGCACUCAUGUAGUGCACGCACCAGUGGUGCACACGACUUCGGUUUUAGUGCACGCUGUACCAGUGAAAACUCAUGUGCAUCACGUUCAGCCGGUGCACGUGGUACACUCUUCACCAGCUGUAGGAAGAGUGGGCGACGCAGCUAUAUCUCAUCAAAGCUCAACCGUUCACAAGACUGAACCUGUUUCUUUGAUUGCUAUACACCAUUGAUUUUCGCUAGGAUAACAUUUGUUUGUAAUAAAUUUAAUUAAUAUUUA
This is a messenger RNA of Leguminivora glycinivorella, 698 nucleotides long. RefSeq lists its product as uncharacterized. The coding region runs from base 67 to 651 and encodes 194 amino acids. Lineage: Eukaryota; Metazoa; Arthropoda; Insecta; Lepidoptera; Tortricidae. The transcript has 2 exons. The record is from RefSeq and is a predicted model, not a curated record.